Messenger RNA from Plasmodium yoelii, 2379 nucleotides. RefSeq names its product small subunit rRNA processing factor, putative. Gene Ontology annotation, biological process: rRNA processing. The coding region runs from base 1 to 2379 and encodes 792 amino acids. Gene Ontology annotation, cellular component: nucleus. NCBI's taxonomy places the organism in Eukaryota, Apicomplexa, Aconoidasida, Haemosporida, Plasmodiidae. Gene Ontology annotation, molecular function: RNA binding. The transcript has a single exon. The record is from RefSeq and is a predicted model, not a curated record.
AUGGAUGAUAAAUUCAAUGAUACAUAUAAUGAAUCAAAUAAUUUAAAAAAAAACAACCAAAUUAAUACGGAAAAUGAAAAUGAUAACGAAAGUAAAAAUAGUUAUGAAUUAAGUGAAAAAUUAGAUAAUAUUAGUAAUAAUAUCGAGGUAAAUAAAGAAUUACCAAAAAAAAACAAAAAUACAGAAAGUGGUGAUGAUGAAAAAGACAUAAUUAUGGAUUCACAAAGUGAUUAUAAAAGUUUAAUACCCCCUAGAAAAAAAAUAAAAAACAUGAAAAAAGAAGAUAAUAACAUGGAUGAAUCAAGUAAUGAAAUGAAGCGUUUUGAUUCAGACGCAGAAAAUGAUAAUAAAGAAUUUGAUAAAAAGAAAGAACUAUUUAAUAUUAAUAAAAAAAAUAAAGGAAACAUAAAUGAUAUAAAAAACUGUAAUAAUAGUAAAAUUAAAAAUUCGAAAAAACGAGGUAUAUGUAAAAAGGAAGAGAAAGUUUUGAAAAAAAAACGAUCAAUAAAAGACGAUAAAAAUGGUAACAUUAUUCGAGAUUCUAAAGGCGAAGGAAUGCGAGAAAUAGAUAUAAAUAAUGUUAUGAAGAAAAAAAAAAAAAAAAAAGAUAUAAAUAAAUCAAUCAAUGGCUUAAAUGUGAAAAAUAAUAAAAUUAAAAAAAGUAAUAAAGAAAGUAAUAAAUAUAAUAAAAAUGUCGAAAAUAUUAAAAUGACAUUUGAUGUUACUAAUCGUUUUACAGUUUUGGGUUGUGAUUGGGAUAAUAUUACAAGUGCUGAUAUUUUUUAUUUAUUUGAGUCAUAUUAUAACUUUGAAAAGGGUAAGAAGAAAACGAUCGAUUAUAGUAAAAGUAGAGCAGUUAAAAAAGUUACUAUUUACACAUCCAAAUAUGGAGAGAAAAAAUUGAAAUACGAACAAGAACAUGGACCCCUUAUCAAAUGUAAUGGUUUAAAUCAAAAAGGAAAAAAUGGAGAAGCUGUAUAUAGAACUCGAAAUUUUAUUGAUUGCAUCAAAGAUGACGAAGAAGAAGAUGUUCAAGACGAAAAUGAAGAAUUAGAAAGAGGUUCUGAAGAGGAGGAGGAGGAUUACAAAGAAAACAGUGAUGAUGAAGAUGAAGAAAAUAAUAGCAAUGAUGCUGAUAGUGACGAUACAUCACCAAUGAAAGAUAAAUUUCGCCACGUUUUUAAAAAAGGAAAAAAUAAUAAUGAAAUAAUAAGUACGGGAAUUACUGAAGAAGAAAAUGAACAAAUUCGAUUAUAUCAAAUUCAAAGGUCAAGAUAUUAUUUUGCCUUAGUGGAAUGUCACAAUAAAGAAAUAGUCGAAUAUUUAUAUGAAGAAUUAAAUGAUAUGGAUGCAGAUUUUUGUAUAAAUUAUUUGGAUCUUAGAAUAAUAGAUGAUAAUUGUUCACUUGAUGAUUAUAAAAUUAAAGAAUCAUGUGAUAAAAUUCCAGAAAAUUAUCAAUUCCAUUAUUCUGUUAGUACAGUUUUAAAACACACACAUGCAAAAUCAUCAUGGGAUGAAAAUCCCAAAAGAAAAAAGUUAUUAUCAACACGAUUCACUGAAGAAAAACUAAGAGAAUUAGAUUUAAAGGAAUAUUUAGCUAAUUCUAGUGAUAGUGAAUCUGAAAAUAAUUCAGUGUCUGCUAAUAAAAAUUCUAUAAAUAGUAAAGAAGAUUAUAGAAAACUCUUAUUAGGAGAUUUAUUAGCUGAUGACGGCACAAAAAAUAGUAAAACGGGUACAUCCAUAAAUAAUAAUAAUGAUUCUUUUGUAAAAGAAAGCGACGAAAUUGGAGAAUAUGAUGAAGACAAUGAUAGCAAUAUUGCUUUUGAUGACAAGGAUAAUAAUGAUUGGGCUUAUAUGAAUUCAGAUAAAGAUUCGAUAAGCGAUGAAGAUAUUAAAGACUCUUUUGUUAAUACAAAUAAUAAGUAUAAUGAUUCAAAUAAAUUUAAUAAAAAAAGUAAGGCGAAAGGAGAGUUUGAAUUACCUGAUAAUGAAAGUGAUAAAGAAAAUGAAGUUAUUCAAGUAUUUAAAAACAUGUUAAAGACUAAAGAAAAGAAAGAAGACAACAGAACUCCAUGGGAAAAAUAUUUAGAUAAAGUCAAAGAGAAGAAAAAAUUAAAGAAAAAAGCAUACUUAGAAUCAUUGAAACAAAAAGAUGAAGAAAUAAAAAAAAUUAUUACUAAGAAAACAAUUAAAAGGAAAAAGGAUGGCACAAUUAGAAACAACAAUGAUAAUGUUAUUGAAAAAAUUAAGAGCCACCAUGUACUUGAUGGAAGAUUUGCAGAUUUAAUUAAAAAUAAGGAUUUUAAUUUGGAUAUUACAAAUCCCAAUUAUAAAAAAACUAAAUUUAAUGAAGAAAUCCUUAAAAAAAAAAAAUUAUAA